AUGAUGUUGCUUCAUGUUCCAUGCCAAGGAAAAAGAGGUUAUCGGACAAAGAAGGCAGCUCAAGUGGAGGAGGAUGCUCCGGGCUUUGAAUCAUGGUGUAUUGAGGACUCAAUUAUUAAUGGGUGGUUGAUAAAAACCAUGGAAACGGAUUUGGUAGAAUUAUUCUUGGAUCUACCAACAACUAAAGAUGUCUGGGAAAGUGCAGUCCAUAUGUAUUAUGAUGCGUCUGAUGAGUCGCACAUUUAUCAAUUAAGAUGUAGAGCAACCUGUAUUACUCAAGGGGGUCAUGAUACUACUUCAUACUUUGCUGAGCUCAAGAGCGUUUGGUUGGAACUUGACCGUCAUCAUCCAAUCAACAUGAAGUGCCCUGAUGAUGUGAAGAUUUGA
Messenger RNA from Prunus armeniaca (apricot), 387 nucleotides. The record is from the annotation of a GenBank genome assembly. NCBI's taxonomy places the organism in Eukaryota, Viridiplantae, Streptophyta, Magnoliopsida, Rosales, Rosaceae.